Messenger RNA from Amphibalanus amphitrite, 3070 nucleotides. RefSeq names its product methylcrotonoyl-CoA carboxylase beta chain, mitochondrial-like. Gene Ontology annotation, cellular component: methylcrotonoyl-CoA carboxylase complex; mitochondrion. The coding region runs from base 250 to 1953 and encodes 567 amino acids. Gene Ontology annotation, molecular function: methylcrotonoyl-CoA carboxylase activity. The transcript has 10 exons. Lineage: Eukaryota; Metazoa; Arthropoda; Thecostraca; Balanomorpha; Balanidae. Gene Ontology annotation, biological process: L-leucine catabolic process. The record is from RefSeq and is a predicted model, not a curated record.
AACGCGCCGACGCGCGCAGCGCACUGCAGCGCUCCGCCGUGAAACAGGGUCCUGGUGUCAAUGAUUGCAUCUGACGUCUGACUGCGCCAGGGUCCAGUUUUUCCUUUCGGUUUGUAAGCAUCCGUAUUCCGUGUAUCGGGAAUGCCCGAAAGAUGAAGUACCCACCAAUACGGCAGACCAGCACCACAAUCAUUCUAAGCUACGUUGUGACUGUCGGCCUGUCGAAGCAUUGCUGCUUAAUUGAAGACCAUGGCAUUGCUUUUGCGGGGGCUGCGAUGGAGGUUCGGGAAGACGUCUGGCCACCAGGCAGCUGGAUUGCUCCGAAGCUACCACCUAGAUGGGGCGCCCAUUAUCGGCACUGAGCCCAACAGGAACAGCCAACAGUUUCAGGAGAACCAUCAGCGCAUGUCCGCGCUGGUCUCGGAGCUCUCCGGGCACGUGGAGCGAAUCGUGGCCGGUGGCGGCGAGAAGGCCGUUCAGAGACACACCUCAAAAGGUAAGCUGCUGGUCCGGGAGCGGAUCCAGCGUCUGCUCGACCCCGGCUCGCCGUUCCUGGAGUUGUCCCAGCUGGCCGGCCACCGGCUCUACGGCGCGGAGGAGGUCCCCGCGGCCGGCAUCAUCACGGGCAUCGGACGCAUCAGCGGCGUCGAGUGCAUGGUGGUGGCCAACGACGCCACGGUCAAGGGCGGCUCCUACUACCCGAUGACGGUGAAGAAGCACCUGCGCGCCCAGGAGGUGGCGCUGGAGAACCACCUGCCCUGCGUCUACCUGGUGGACUCGGGCGGCGCCAACCUGCCGCGACAGGCCGACGUGUUUCCCGACCGCGACCACUUCGGCCGCAUCUUCUACAACCAGGCCAACCUGUCGGCGCGCAACAUCCCGCAGAUAGCGGUGGUGAUGGGCAGCUGCACGGCCGGCGGCGCCUACAUCCCGGCCAUGGCCGACGAGUCGGUCAUCGUCCGGCGACAGGGCACCAUCUUCCUGGCCGGACCGCCGCUGGUGCAGGCCGCAACAGGGGAGAAGAUCUCCGCGGAGGACCUGGGCGGCGCCGACCUGCACUGCAGCAAGUCCGGCGUGACGGACCAUUACGCUGUGGACGACCUGCACGCGCUGCACCUGGUGCGCCGCUCAGUGCGGAACCUGAACCGGCAGAAGACGCCGCCGGUCACCCUGCUGGAGCCGGAGGAGCCGCGCCUGCCCGCCUCCGACCUCUACGGCAUCGUCGGCGACAACCUCAUGAAGACCUUUGACGUGCGAGAGGUGAUUGCUCGCGUGGUGGACGGCUCUCAGUUUGACGAGUUCAAGGCGCGCUACGGCGAGACGCUGGUGUGCGGCUUCGCCCGGCUCUACGGCUACCCGGUCGGCAUCGUGGGCAACAACGGCGUGCUCUUCUCCGAGUCGGCGCUCAAGGGCACCCACUUCAUCGAGCUCUGCUGCCAGCGCAAGAUCCCGCUCAUCUUUCUGCAGAACAUCACAGGGUUCAUGGUGGGCAAGGACGCCGAGGCCGGCGGAAUCGCCAAGAACGGCGCCAAGAUGGUGACUGCCGUGGCGUGCGCCCAGGUGCCCAAGCUGACACUGAUCAUAGGCGGCUCGUACGGCGCCGGCAACUACGGCAUGUGCGGCCGCGCCUACAGCCCCCGGUUCCUGUACAUGUGGCCGAAUGCGCGCAUCUCCGUUAUGGGUGGCGAGCAGGCGGCCGGCGUGCUGGCGCAGAUCACCCGGGACCAGCGGGCGCGCGAGGGAAAACCCUGGACGCCCGACGAGGAGGCCGCUCUCAAGGCGCCCAUCGUCGAGCGGUUCGAGGCCGAGGGCUCGCCCUACUACAGUUCGGCUCGCCUCUGGGACGACGGCGUCAUCGACCCGGUGGACACGCGCCGCGUGCUCGGCCUGUCGCUGUCAGCGGCGCUCAACGCGCCCAUCCCUGACGCCAAAUUCGGAGUGUUCAGGAUGUGAGGUGUCCGGUGGGCCAGAGCGCCCUCGGAUCUUCAUAGACUGCUCAGUGAGGCCAGCAGUGGAGACUGAGCGAAGACAGGUCUGGAGUCAGUACGGGGGGACGGAGACACGGGUGCAGUCAGCAUGAGGACGGAACGGAGACGGGUCUGCGGUCUGCCCCUUGGACUGCUGAUCGUAGACGGACCCUCCGUCGGACCGUCCCAGACCAGCCGUCUCGUCCCAGCAGCGGAGUUGGAGCCGCUGCACCGUAUGGAGCCGACCAGCUGAUGACGGUCAGUCCCGCCCCCUCCCCCGCGCCGGCCGCCGGCCGUCCGGCGCAGAUAACUCGUGCAAUACCUACCGCGUGUUUUGUAUGUCCGUUUGUGUAGAGGUGCUCGGUGGUCGGUCGAUGAUGGUUGUGCCUCGGUAUCGGUGUCUUUUUAUAGUGAGUCGUCGCGGAGACGCUGUGAUGGUGACGAGUCUUUGUUAGUGAUGUGUGAUCGCCACGGUACCGGUCGUAGGUCCAUCACCUUCGGCAAAUAAUGAAAACGAUAAUUGAACGUGUUCUACAUAGUGUCUGCCUGCAUUUAGAUGAAUAUACGAGUCUAUAGUUUGCACCCUUUCAUUUAUUUACACUUCCAAAACUUAUCAUUCGUAAAGUAAUUAACUUCUCUUGGAUCUCCUCUGCAUCAGUAAAGAAUGUGAAGUUAGGCCCUAAUGUCUGAAACGGUUCACUCCACGACACUCGAUUCUGGCCAUUCACUUUAAUUGCCUUGUGUCUGCCUUGAAUCAGGCUGCACCUUUGUAUCGUAGGCCGUAGCUCCACUUGCAAGUCAAAAAGGCUCGCAUUUUCCCACUCCACCAUUUCAAACUACCUUUAUGCGUACAGCACCCAGCAAAAAUUUCGUCUCGGUAGAUAUUAUUGUAUGUACUCUUAUUGCUGAGUGGCUACUCUCCUCAGACCUGUUGGCAACAAGUAGACGACACAAUCAGAAGUCAGUGCGUUUCUGUAUUACAGUUCAUUGCUUUGGCUUUCGGCUGACAAUGGAAGCAUGUUAUUCCUACCAGCAGGCGACUCACUUCAUUUCUAUACCUACGAUUAGCUGCUAUUUGUACACUUUCUAAACGUGCUCGACAU